Messenger RNA from Condylura cristata (star-nosed mole), 2181 nucleotides. It is a transcript of the gene TRPV5, whose product is annotated as transient receptor potential cation channel, subfamily V, member 5. Gene Ontology annotation, cellular component: membrane. Gene Ontology annotation, biological process: calcium ion import across plasma membrane. The record is from RefSeq and is a predicted model, not a curated record. Bases 1 to 2181 code for a protein of 726 amino acids. Gene Ontology annotation, molecular function: protein binding; calcium channel activity. Lineage: Eukaryota; Metazoa; Chordata; Mammalia; Eulipotyphla; Talpidae. The transcript is spliced from 15 exons.
AUGGGGGCUCCUCCAUGCAAGGCCAAGGGGCCCUGGCUGCAGCUCCAGAGACUGCUGAGCUCCUGGCUGGCCAGAGACUGGGACCAGCGCCUGGACGAGGUCCACAUGCUGCAGCAGAAGAGCAUUCGAGAGUCUCCCUUGCUCUGCGCAGCCAAGGAAAACGACCUGGGUGUCCUGAAGAAACUUCUGCUAGACCGCACCUGCGACUUUGGACAGAGAGGGGCGCUGGGGGAGACGGCCCUGCACGUCGCCGCGCUCUACGACAACCUGGAGGCCGCGCAGGUGCUGAUGGACGCGGCCCCGCAGCUGGUCAAGGAGCCCACCACGCGCGAGCCUUUCGUAGGCCAGACUGCCCUGCACAUAGCCGUGGUGAACCAGAACGUGAACUUGGUGAGAGCCCUGCUGGCGAGGCCAGCCCCGGGGGUCCGGCCUCGGUCCCGGCUCUCAGGCCAGCGCCCCCCUGCGCCCCCAGGGGAGCACCCCUUGUCCUUCGCUGCCUGCGUGGGCAACGAGGAGAUCGUGCGGCUGCUCAUCGAGCACGGAGCUGACAUCCGGGCCCAGGACGCCCUGGGGAACACGGUGCUGCACCUCCUCAUCCUCCAGCCCAACAAGACCUUCGCCUGCCAGAUGUACAGCCUGCUGCUGUCCUACGACGGGCGCGGUGACCACCUGCAGUCCCUGGAGCUGGUGCCCAACCACCAGGGCCUCACGCCCUUCAAGCUGGCGGGCGUGGAGGGCAACACCGUGAUGUUCCAGCACCUGAUGCAGCGGCGGAAACACAUCCAGUGGACAUACGGGCCGCUGACGUCCACGCUCUACGACCUCACGGAGAUCGACUCUUGGGGGGAGGAGGUGUCCUUUCUGGAACUCGUGGUCUCCUCCAAGAAGCGAGAGGCGCGCGAGAUCCUGGAGCAGACCCCAGUGAAACAACUGGUGAGCUUCAAGUGGAACAAAUACGGGCGCCCGUACUUCUGCACACUGGGGGCCCUGUACGUGUUCUACAUGGUCUGCUUCACCAUGUGCUGCGUCUACCGACCCCUCAAGUUCCGGCUUGACAACCGCACUGACCCCAGGGACAACACCAUCCUCCAGGAGAAGCUCCUCCAGGAAGCCUAUGCGACUCAGCAGGAUAAGUUCCGACUGGUGGGGGAGCUGGUGACAGUCAUCGGGGCGCUGGUCAUUCUGCUCCUAGAGAUCCCGGACAUCUUCAGGGUUGGUGCCUCUCGCUACUUCGGACAGACUGUUCUCGGGGGGCCGUUCCACGUCAUCAUCAUCACCUACGCCUUCCUGGUGCUGGUAACCAUGGUGAUGCGACUGGCCAACAUGAACGGGGAGGUGAUGCCCAUGUCCAUCGCCCUGGUGCUGGGCUGGUGCAGUGUUAUGUACUUUGCUCGAGGAUUCCAGAUGCUGGGCCCCUUCACCAUCAUGAUCCAGAAGAUGAUUUUUGGAGACCUGCUGCGUUUCUGCUGGCUGAUGGCUGUAGUUAUCCUGGGCUUUGCCUCAGCCUUCUAUAUCAUUUUCCAGACAGAGAAUCCAGCCAAUCUGGGCCAUUUCUACGAUUACCCCAUGGCCCUGUUCAGCACCUUCGAGCUGUUCCUCACCAUCAUCGACGGGCCCGCCAACUACGACGUGGACUUGCCCUUCAUGUAUGGUAUUGUCUACUUUGCCUUCGCCAUCAUCGCCACGCUGCUCAUGCUCAACCUGUUCAUCGCCAUGAUGGGCGACACCCACUGGCGGGUGGCCCACGAGCAAGAUGAGCUCUGGAGGGCCCAGGUGGUGGCCACCACCGUGAUGCUGGAAAGGAAGAUGCCACGCUUCCUGUGGCCUCGGUCAGGGAUCUGUGGGUACGAGUAUGGGCUGGGAGACCGCUGGUUCCUUCGAGUUGAGAACCAUCAUGACCAGAAUUCUUUCAAAGUGCUUCGUUAUGUGGAAGCUUUCAAGAACUCAGAUAAAGAGGAUGGACAAGAGCAUCUUUUUGAGAAACAACCUUCUAUGCUUGAAAAUGGGGGUCUAGCAAGACCCUACUCAGCUCUCCCAACCCCCUCCUUGUCCCGUACCACCUCCCGCAGUAGUAACAGUCACCGGGGCUGGGAGAUUAUUCGUCGCAACACCCUGGGGCACUUGAAUCUUGGAUCAGACCUCGGUGAAGGAGAUGGAGAGGAGAAAGUCUACCAUUUAUAA